Poeciliopsis prolifica (blackstripe livebearer) is the source of this 2828-nucleotide messenger RNA. RefSeq lists its product as uncharacterized. The annotation marks the transcript as partial. Gene Ontology annotation, molecular function: protein binding; ubiquitin-protein transferase activity; zinc ion binding. The transcript is spliced from 2 exons. The record is from RefSeq and is a predicted model, not a curated record. Lineage: Eukaryota; Metazoa; Chordata; Actinopteri; Cyprinodontiformes; Poeciliidae. Gene Ontology annotation, biological process: protein ubiquitination.
UCCAGAUCAGACGAUCUCUGCUGUCCGGUCUGUCUGGAGAUAUUUAAGGAUCCGGUUCUUCUGUCAUGCAGCCACAGCUUCUGUAAGGAGUGUCUGCAGAAAUACUGGAGAGAGAAACCAGGAAGAGAGUGUCCAGUUUGUAAAAGGAGAUCUUCUAAAGAUCUUCCACCUUUUAAUCUGGCUCUGAAGAAUCUGUGUGAGAGUUUCUUACAGCAGAGAGAGCAGAGAGCUUCAGAGGAUCUCUGCAGUCUGCACUCUGAGAAACUCAAACUCUUCUGUCUGGACCAUCAGCAGCCAGUGUGUCUCGUCUGCAGAGAUUCAGAAAAACACACCAACCACAGAUUCAGACCCAUUGAUGAAGCUGCUCAGCAACACAAGAAGAAGCUUCAGGAAACUCUGAAACCUUUAAAGAAGAAGCUGAAGCUCAGGAAGAAAGUUCAGGAGGAGUUUGAUCAGACAGCAGAACACAUGAAGGUCCAGGCCCGACACACAGAGAGGCAGAUUAGGGAGCAGUUUAAGCAGCUUCAUCAGUUUCUAGCAGAGGAAGAGGAGGCCAGGCUGGCUGCACUGAGGGAGGAAGAGGAGCAGAAGAGAGGGAUGAUGGAGGAGAAGAUGGAGGCUCUGAGCAGAGAGAUAGCAGCUCUUUCAGACACAGUCAGAGCCACAGAGGAGGAGCUGAGAGCUGAAGACGUCUCAUUCCUGCACAACUACAAGGCUGCAGUGGAAAGAGUCCAGCGCUGCCCCCUGCUGGAGGAUCCACAGCUGCCCUCAGGAGCUCUGAUAGACCAGGCCAAACAUCUGGGCAACCUGGCCUUCAACAUCUGGAGCAACAUGCAGACCAUGGUGACCUACACUCCUCUGGUUCUGGACCCAAACACGGCUGGGUCAUUCCUCCAUCUGUCUGAAGAUCUGACCAGUUUGACUAGAGGAGAGAAACAGCAGCUUCCUGAUAAUCCAGAGAGAUUUGAUAAAUAUUACUGUUCUGUUCUGAGUUCUGAUGGUUUUAACUCAGGGAACCACAUCUGGGAUGUUGAUGUUGGACACAGUGAUGCCUGGAGACUCGGUGUGAUAGAAGAAUCUGUUGAGAGGAAAGGAAGCAUAAAGUCUGGAUGGUUGUUCAUAUGGUUCAAGGAAGGUAAAUACUCAGCAUGUUCUCCACCAGCUCCUUCCACUUUUCUCUCAGUCCAGAAGAAUCUCCAGAGGAUCAGAGUGAAUCUGGACUGGGACAGAGGAAAGCUGUCCUUCUCUGAUCUGGAUACUAACACACACAUACACACCUUCACACACACCUUCACUCACAAGAUGUUUCCAUUCUUCUCCACUAAUAAAACCUUAAAGAUGGAACCGAUGAAGAUCUCAGUGAUCAAGCAGCAGAUGGCUUCCAGAUCAGAAGCUCAUCUCUGCUGUCCGAUCUGUCUGGAGAUAUUUAAGGAUCCGGUUCUUCUGUCAUGCAGCCACAGCUUCUGUAAGGAGUGUCUGCAGAAACACUGGAGAAGAGGAACUGGUCGCUCAUGUCCAGUUUGUCGGAAAAGAUCAGCAUCAGAUGCUCCACCCUGUAAUCUGGCUCUGAAGAAUCUGUGUGAGAGUUUCUUACAGCAGAGAGAGCAGAGAGCUUCAGAGGAUCUCUGCAGUCUGCACUCUGAGAAACUCAAACUCUUCUGUCUGGACCAUCAGCAGCCAGUGUGUCUCGUCUGCAGAGAUUCAGAAAAACACACCAAUCACAGAUUCAGACCCAUUGAUGAAGCUGCUCAGCAACACAAGAAGAAGCUUCAGGAAACUCUGAAACCUUUAAAGAAGAAGCUGGAGCUCAGGAAGAAAGUUCAGGAGGAGUUUGAUCAGACAGCAGAACACAUGAAGGUCCAGGCCCGACACACAGAGAGGCAGAUUAGGGAGCAGUUUAAGCAGCUUCAUCAGUUUCUAGCAGAGGAAGAGGAGGCCAGGCUGGCUGCACUGAGGGAGGAAGAGGAGCAGAAGAGAGGGAUGAUGGAGGAGAAGAUGGAGGCUCUGAGCAGAGAGAUAGCAGCUCUUUCAGACACAGUCAGAGCCACAGAGGAGGAGCUGAGAGCUGAAGACGUCUCAUUCCUGCACAACUACAAGGCUGCAGUGGAAAGAGUCCAGCGCUGCCCCCUGCUGGAGGAUCCACAGCUGCCCUCAGGAGCUCUGAUAGACCAGGCCAAACAUCUGGGCAACCUGGCCUUCAACAUCUGGAGCAACAUGCAGACCAUGGUGACCUACACUCCUCUGGUUCUGGACCCAAACACGGCUGGGUCAUUCCUCCAUCUGUCUGAAGAUCUGACCAGUUUGACUAGAGGAGAGAAACAGCAGCUUCCUGAUAAUCCAGAGAGAUUUGAUAAAUAUUACUGUUCUGUUCUGAGUUCUGAUGGUUUUAACUCAGGGAACCACAGCUGGGAUGUUGAUGUUGGACACAGUGAUGCCUGGAGACUCGGUGUGAUAGAAGAAUCUGUUGAGAGGAAAGAAGGCAUAAUGUCUGGAUUGUUGGUUAUAUGGUUCUAUCAAGAUGAAUAUUAUGCACGUUCUCCACCAGCUCCUGCCACUUUUCUCUCAGUCCAGAAGAAUCUCCAGAGGAUCAGAGUGAAUCUGGACUGGGACAGAGGAAAGCUGUCCUUCUCUGAUCUGGAUACUAACACACACAUACACACCUUCACACACACCUUGACUCACAAGAUGUUUCCAUACUUCGACAGUAUUGAAAAAACCUUGAAGAUCGAACCGAUGAAGAUCUCAGUGAUCAAGCAGCUGCAUUAACCUUCAUGUCUGACUCUUUAGUCUGAGUUCAGCUCUGAUUCUAAAAUGACUCAGAGUGAGAG